AGGACGAGUGGGUGGAAUUGAAUGUGUUUAGGGUUAAUAUAGGCCGGGACAACAAUGGUACUCUGUGAAAAGAUAUGAUGAAAGUAGUACAAGUGAAUCCUUAUUGAAUAUAGCCGCAAUAUCAGGGAUAAAUACAAAUACUUAUAGGUAGUUAUACCGUAUGGCAGUUUGUGAAUUGAGAGAAACGCGUGCGCGAACCGCGAUCCCCUCUCGCUGAGAAAUUUCCUUCCAGUCCGCGCGGCGAAUUUGCUUGUUGUACAUGCCCGAAUUGUGUCUACGAUUUGUAUAUUUCGUUACCGUAAUCGUGUUUACCCCUGGUGUUUUAUAGCGUCAUUUAAUGGAUUACAUUAGUUAAUUUUUCGUGUGAAAGAUUGUGUCUUUAUUACUAUGAAAAUGAAAAUUACAAGCAUGUGGUUGAAUUUAUCAUAUCAUUUUGUUGGUUAUAUUUGUUUGUGUGAUAAGUGUCCUCUCUGCGUAUUUGUUUUAUUUUAAAAAUAUGUUUACAUUUAUUAUGAAAUCUAACAUAUGUUGUUUAUUAAGCAAAAAGUUAUGUUGUAAAUAUAAAAAGUGAGCGGGCAUCAUGAAAGUUAUAUUGUUGGCGUUUUCAUAUGGUCUUUUGGGAUUAUUAUCAGGACAAGACGGUCCAAGUAAAGAUGAUAUAUUUGAUUUCACAAAUUACACAGUCAAUGUGAAACUCAAACAGGAGCCACAUUUCUAUAAUACUUCUGUCAGAGACUACAAAGCAGCUGUGGGUCAACCUGCUUAUUUACAUUGCUUUGUGAAAAAUUUGGGUGAUCGUGAAGUAUCAUGGAUACGUAAGAGGGAUCUUCAUAUUUUAGCUGUGGGAGUACACGCUUACAGUAGAGACCCACGCUUCGCAGCGAUACACACAGAGGGCUCUGAUGACUGGGUCCUACGUGUCGCUAAUGUUCAGCUCAAAGACACGGGCGCCUACGAGUGUCAAGUAUCAACUGAGCCGAAAAUGGGAAUCACCUUUUGGCUCACAGUAGAAGUGUCUAAAGCAGAAAUCACUACGGGGACGGAAGUGCUUGUUCGGGCAGGUUCUGAUAUCAACCUCACGUGUCGAGUUGCAAACGUCGCUGAACCACCAAGCUUUAUCUAUUGGUAUCGUGACACGAACAUGAUCAACUACGCCUUGCGAGGCGGCGUCAGCGUGGAAACCGACCAACAUUUACGUACCAGUCGAUUGCUUGUCGCGCGAGCAACAACGAAAGACUCCGGCAAUUACACCUGCGUUCCUAGUAAUUCAGAUACGGCGUCAGUAAUGGUGCAUGUAGUAAACAGCGAGCGUCCUCAAGCAAUGCAAAGCGGCGUAUCAUCUACUCCAGCAUCGUGUGUACCAUCAAUACUUCUCAUAUCGGCUGUCAUCAAUAAAAAUAAAAAUCAAUUUCUAUCAAUUUUGAUACAACUUAUGAUAAUUGUAAAAUUUAUUUAUGUAACUUUAAAAAUAAAUUUAAAUUCAAUAAGACAUUGUAUAAGAGAUAAUUCAACAUUCAUCAAUAUUAUAAUGUAAAUAUAAUCCCCAAAAGAAACUUGUUUCGGAACUGAUUAU
Papilio xuthus (Asian swallowtail) is the source of this 1573-nucleotide messenger RNA. Its product is annotated as protein amalgam. The record is from RefSeq and is a predicted model, not a curated record. Gene Ontology annotation, biological process: synapse organization. Gene Ontology annotation, cellular component: neuron projection membrane. Bases 581 to 1534 code for a protein of 317 amino acids. Lineage: Eukaryota; Metazoa; Arthropoda; Insecta; Lepidoptera; Papilionidae. The transcript is spliced from 7 exons.